AUGACAUGCGAAGAAACCCUCCCCGAAAGAUGGGUCGCAGCCUGGUCCAGCAACGACCCGGCCGCUUUCGCGCAGCUCUUUGCGCCGAACGGCGUCUACAUUGACCACGGCUCACAACUCCACGUGACGCGGAUGGACAACCACCAUCGGGUCUGGCGCAACGCCGUUCCCGACUUUAAGGCGGUGCUGGACCCGUCUACGCCCAUUUGGUGGGCCAAGAACGACGGCGUUGAUGGGAAAACGAAGACGACUUGUGUGUUUAGGUCUCUGAUGAACGGGACGUUUCUGUGA
Colletotrichum lupini is the source of this 291-nucleotide messenger RNA. RefSeq lists its product as uncharacterized. NCBI's taxonomy places the organism in Eukaryota, Fungi, Ascomycota, Sordariomycetes, Glomerellales, Glomerellaceae. The record is from RefSeq and is a predicted model, not a curated record. The transcript has a single exon. The coding region runs from base 1 to 291 and encodes 96 amino acids.